Molecule: messenger RNA, 6755 nt
Organism: Hippopotamus amphibius kiboko
Lineage: Eukaryota; Metazoa; Chordata; Mammalia; Artiodactyla; Hippopotamidae
Gene: AP1S2
Product: adaptor related protein complex 1 subunit sigma 2
Exons: 6
Coding region: 131-616 (161 amino acids)
Biological process (GO): vesicle-mediated transport; intracellular protein transport
Cellular component (GO): membrane coat; intracellular membrane-bounded organelle; AP-1 adaptor complex
Molecular function (GO): clathrin-cargo adaptor activity
Source: RefSeq, a predicted model, not a curated record
CUUCCCUCCGCGAACCGGGUUCCCUCCCCGCAGCAGCACGGCUUCUCUUCCUCCGCUCAGCUACAGGGGCUUCCCCUCAGCCGCCGUCGCCGCCGGCCAAGCCCCGCCGCGCCCGCGGCCCGCGGCCGCAAUGCAGUUUAUGUUGCUUUUUAGUCGUCAGGGAAAGCUUCGACUGCAGAAAUGGUAUGUCCCAUUAUCAGACAAAGAGAAGAAAAAGAUCACAAGAGAACUUGUUCAAACCGUUUUAGCACGGAAACCUAAAAUGUGCAGCUUUCUUGAGUGGCGAGAUCUGAAGAUUGUUUACAAAAGAUAUGCCAGUCUAUAUUUUUGCUGUGCUAUUGAGGAUCAGGACAAUGAACUAAUUACCCUGGAAAUAAUUCAUCGUUAUGUGGAAUUACUUGAUAAGUAUUUUGGCAGUGUGUGUGAACUUGAUAUCAUCUUUAAUUUUGAGAAGGCUUAUUUUAUUUUGGAUGAGUUUCUUUUGGGAGGAGAAGUUCAGGAAACAUCCAAGAAAAAUGUCCUUAAGGCAAUAGAGCAGGCUGAUCUACUGCAGGAGUGCUGGGGCUGCAUGAUACAUCUUAGUGCUAUACAACAUCUUUGUGGAAGUAGUAAUUAAUAAAUCUUUUGGACUGCAUGAAAAUGGAAAGAAUUUUGAGGAUAUCCCCCCUGCUGUUUCAUUUUAUUCAUUUUGAGUCAACUCUUGUUACUCUGGUGUGUUUGUAAUAAUGAAAAGCUGGAAUACCUUAAAAUAUUCAGUAACUGUAAACCUGAUUUUCAAAAGUAUUUGACAAAAAGUCACAGUAAUAAAUACAUUUUUGUAUCACAAUAGUUACAUGUACAUAAACCUAAAAAAAUUUUGGUUAAAUAAUAUAUACUUACUCAUAUUUCUUGUUUCAUAGUCUCACAUUUUCUGUUCUAUUCUUUUUGUCAAUGCUGAUCCUGAUCUACUAAAUUGAUUGCAUGAGCCCUAGGAUUGGGACCUGCACAGGGCCCUGCAAAGAGCAUAUUCCUGGCUGUUGGUGGUUUAUUAAUUUGUUUAUUAUUUAUUUAUUUAUUUAUUUAUUAUUAUUUAUUUAUUUAUUUAUUAAAUUGAAGUAAGUUGACAUGAUUUUUUUCUUUAAAAAGUACUUUCUGAAAAAUUUCAGGGUUUGAGUUCUUUUUUUCCCCGAGACAUUCUUUUUUAUUUUCUUUUAUUCUUUCCUCUGUUGUCUUUUUUUUUUUUUAAUAAAAAUUCCCAUUAUAGGAAAAUUAACAAAUACAGGGAAGCACACUAGAACAUAAUCUUACCUACCAACCAGAGACAACUAGAUUAAUUCUGGUUCUCAACUAAGGUUUGGGGUGGUCAAUUUUGCCUCCUCAGGGGACAUUGGGCAGUGUCUGCACAUGUUUUUGAUUGUCACUACUAGCCAUGAGGUGCUACUGGCAUCUAGUAGGUAAAGAUCAAGGACACUGUUAAAUAUCCAACAGUGCCCAGAACAGCCCUCUCAGAGUAAGAAAUUAUCCGGCCUCAAGUGUCAGCGGUGCCAAGGUCCAGAAACCCUGGUUUAAUUUACCACCAUGUAAUAUAUAAAGAUUUCAUUUAUAGAUUCCAUUUACAUUUAUGGACUGCUACAUAUUUUUGAUAUAAUAUAUAGUUCAGAUUAUAAAUGACUGGCUGAAAAUGAAUCAAAAGUAGAAGGGGAAAAAAGACCCUAAAAAUUGUGAAAGAAGGACAAAUGUGCUCAAGUAAAUGGCUAUAAGAGAUCACCUCUGUGAUUCACCAAAAUUACUUUUACUUGAUAACCAGAGAUAACACAGCAAAACAUAAUGGGAUGUCACUAUAUAAUUUAAUUUCUUCAACAACAGCCAAAUCUGGAAACAGAAUUGAGCAUACCCUGCAGGCAGUUAGUACACUUGAUUUUUCUGCUGAUUUCCCUAUCUGCCUUAGGGAUUUGAUAAUUCCUAAAGAGAGGAAUAGUUUAAAUGACCAGAAUUUACCUACAUAGACUUAUGUUAUACAUAUAGACUUUUUUGUUGUUUUUCUCUUAUACCCUGUUAGCCUUAAAGAAUUUACUUAGUAAAGAUAUUUAGAGUUUGAAUAUUUGAAAUUCAGUGAUUCUAAGAAAUCUUUUAUAUUUUGAAAACCCUGAUUAAAUUUAGGGCCAAGUGGAAGUUAUAAUCCAAGUGGAAGACCAGGGCAAAUACAGUACAAUUAUCCUAAAAUGUGCUUAAAACUAUUUCUUUACAGUCUAAAGUUAUAUUAGCUAAGUUAAUUAUUCUGCCUCUUUAUUUAAAAAGUACAAUUAACUGCCAGAGAAAGUAAUUUCUCUUUACUAUUUUAUCACUAAUGGGUUUUAGAGCAGGGUUUUAGAAAAUGUUGUUAACCUCAUUAUUUUUAAGACAAAUUUUAAGACAAAUGUGAUAGAAAUAGACUAGAAGCACAACAGAAUAAGAUAGCAGCAGAUAUGAAUAAGUAAUACACAGAUGAAAGAAAAAACAAGUGGUCCUUUGACUAAGGGAAUGUAAAUUAUCUAUUAGCCUUUUUAUUUUUUAUUUUUUUGAUUUGUUUCUUGGAUUGGCAAAGAAGAAUUCUUUGCUGCUUAUGAGCACUUAAAUUUGUAUUCCAUUUUGGAGGAUUAGUGAUUUAACACUUCAAUAUGUACACCUUUUGCCCCAUUAGUUAUACUUGAAGGAAUUUUAUCCAACAGAAAUAUACAAAUGCACCAAGACACGGGCUCAGUAUAUUAAGCCAUUGGAACCUAACCAAAUGCCCAUCAAUGGGAAAUAGGUUAAGAAAAUUACAGUACAACCAUACAUGAAACUGUUACCUGGCUAUAAAAGAAAUGAGAUCAAUUUCUAUGUAAUGAUAUGAAAAGGUACUCAAAAGGUAUAUCAAGUAAGAAAAGAUCUAGGAGCAGGACAUUAACAGUAUUACCUCUGAAGAUAUUUGAGGUCACUCCCUCCUGUUUUCUAGAAGUGUAGAACAUGUAUUUUAAAUAUAAUUUUUUAAUUUAUAAACUUUUUAAAAUGACAGAAUGCUGCUCUGUGAAUGGAAGACUACAUUGUGUUGCUCCUUUAGAUAGAGUAGAAUUUGCUAAAAAGAAAGUUGCAGCAGGUAAAGUGAAGCACUUAUGUUCUCUUGGCCAUUUUAGACACUAACCAUCUGGAGCAACCAUAUUGCUCUUGCCACAUUGCUAACAAUGUAAAAAUAUCACUUGACUUUCCUAGUGCCUCACAAGUGCUUGUGAGAUAAGACACCAUGAGCCCUGUCAUCUAAAAGGUACCUUAUAAAGGGUUCUCAUUUCUUCUCUUUAUAUUCAUUGCUAAGAAGAGAUCUUAGUGCGUUUGGAUACUCUGCAGCCCUUUGGUCUUUAACUCAAGGAAUAGGGUUCCAGGAUUGAGAGUAAGGACUUUGCCACAGUGUUCAGUGAGGCAAUAAAAAGGACCAUUGUAUUCUAGAAGAUGAAGAACAAAGGCUAUACGACUUUAUAGUGCAAGGGAUAAGUGACGCCAGCCCCUUUAAGAAAAACUGGAAUAGAGCAGCAACUUCAAGUUAUCCUUAAUUAUAUAUAGAUACAUAGUUUAUCAAGUGUACAUUAUUUUCGCUGACUACCUUUGUGUACCAGAAAGAAGAAUCAAGAUUUCCAGUUUACUUAAGCACUCCUCAUCUCAACAAGACUUAAGCCUUCAGAUAAUUACUUGCUUACCAGUUUUCAUUAUAGUGUAUCAGAUCAUUUUACUUUUGAGUCAUUGGCCUAGUAUAGUGAAUAUCUGGGAGUUUUUAAGGUAAUGAAGUUUGUCUUUUCUUAGGAAUGUAGGUGGUUUGAGAACAGGUGUGACUUAAUUCCUCUCUGCUGUGUUUGUUGUCCUACAUUUCCCACUACAUCUGGUCCUUUUUGUAGGGGAUUGAGAAAAAGAUUGUUCUUAGUAUGGAGGAAAGUUGAACAUGGAUGUACACUAAGGAGAGGAACCAAUGCAGAGAGCGAUGAAAAACAGGAAUAGGAUAAUGGGAAAAGUAUAUUGGGAGGGUGAAUAGGAAUGACAUCAAAAGCAUUGGUCUUGAGUAAGAUGAGUCUUCUCCCUCUGUUUUGAGGAGAUUAACAGAUUAAAGAUGUAGAUUUUUUUUUUCCCUCAUGAGUUGGAUGAAUUGAGAAACUACAUCAAGAGGAGAGCUGCUGGGACUGAGGAGAAAGAAGAGGUAGAUAACUUGAGGAAAAUGUUGAGGGUUUGGAAUAGAUUUGCCCAAUAGGUCUCCAAAGAAUCUGUACUAAAGGCAACUUGUGGUUUAUAUUUGUGUAAUACAACUCGAUUAAAUUUUUUUCUAUUUUCAUUCUGAUCUUUAUUCCCACACAGUCUAAAUCACUGACAUUUCAGUGUAUUAAACUCAGUUUGCUAGAUAGUAGAAGACAGUAGGUCUAAUUCUGCACAGGACUAUAAAGUCUGUGUAUUAUAACAGACUUCACUUUCACCCUCCCCAAUUCUUAAUUAAUAUAAUUAUUCCAUGACUCAUAAAGUGUACUGGUUGUAUGAAGGCCCAGAAUACUGGAGUUAUAUUUAAUCCACUGUAAUGUUUUUCUUGUAUAUAAGAGAAAAAAUAACUUGGAUAAUUAUGGGCAUAUCUAUCAUUUAGCUAAGAAUCAGCCUUAAAUGUUAAAUGUCAUUAAGGCAUUUCUUUAUAGCACAACUUCUUUAGACCCUAGCAGUUUAAACUGGGGAAGUAUUUAAAACAUGUUAUAGCAACUUAAAAGUGGUAAAAGAAUACAUUUAUUUUUGUGGAUUUUAGAGUUUGUUUUCUUGAACGUUUUUCUGAUGAGGUUUUCGCCAUUUGAAUUCUGCACAAUUGAUUAGAUGCUAAUUUCUUAAGUACAGUAAUAUGGAUCAUUGCUGUAAAGAAUAGUUUGGCUUUAUCAAUAGUUUGGCUUUUCUUUCCCAAAGAGUAGUAAAAGGUCUGUCAAAAAUGCCUGGGGCAGUCACAGUUGAGACUUGAUCCUAUAGAAUUGUUUGUUCUCUUUCAUAGUUAGAUCUCCUCUGGGGAGGAACCCACUGUGUACUCAUCUCUGUUUGGGAAACUACCUUUUCUUUUAACUGUUGGUUUUUACAUGGUGUGAUAUAAAAUUAAGAGAGAAAACAAAAAUAUGAAAAGCUGUAAUAUAAAGGCUCAAAGCACUGGUAUUAUUUAGGUGAAAGGUUAUUUGAUAGACUUAAAUUUUUCUUGUUCUCUCUCCAGAAAACAGAGAAUAUGUAUCACAGCAAGAGUUUCAUUGGGUGUAAGAAAGCAUACUAGAAUACGUGCUGGUGUACUGACAUGCAUCAAAAUGUAGUAGGAUAUAUAAAUUCAGUUUGUAAUUAUAAUUUUGUCAAGUUUGUUAGUUAUAGUUUAGCAUUACCUGAAAAGUUUAAUUACAUUAAAUCCCAAAGGAUAGUCCCAAUUAUUUCAUUUAACUGAUAUUUUCAUUGGGAAUAUUGCUCUGAUAAUGGUCUAUCAUUGGGGCUUAUAAUUUUUUUUUUACACAGAGAAUACUGAAAUAGGUUCAGAGUUCAUUGAUCAAAAAAGUAUUAUUAAUACCAUUGAUAUAGAAAUAGAAUUUCCUCAUGAAAAUGAAGCAUUUAGGAGUUCAAUUUAUUAGUAGUAUUAUUUAGUUUGCUGCUUCAUUCCACAAUAUUCUGAGUGGGAGUAAAAAGCAAUUAUAUCUUUAAACUGCUUAAGAAUUAUCCGAGGAUUAAAAUUUAACUGGCUUUUUUCCUCAAAUACUUUUGUAUUUAAUGGUUAUUAUAUAUAAGUAUAAGGUGUCUGUUACAUAUUUUAUUGAAACAGUUUACAUGACUUUGUAGCCAAACAUUUCUAAGUGCCAAAUUGAAUAAAUGUUAAAUUGAGGAUAUUUUAAAAGCAUUCAAAUAAGCGGUUUUAAACUUUUUUUAGUCACAAACCUUUUGGCGGGGUAUAAUUGCUUUGAGAGUCUGAUGGGCCAUGGGCCCUCUUCUCAGAAAAAUCUGUAUCUGAUUUUGCCUCUAGUUUCAGGGAGUUUUUGGAGUCCCUAGACAUUUAUCUCUGUGCACUCUAGGGUCAGUUUAAAACCUCACCUCAGGUUACCUUGUGGAUGUGAGAAAUAUCCUUUUAGAUACAUUUAUAGGCAUAGACAUUUAACAAAUCUAUUUGGAGAGUCCUUUGAAAUCCAUCUUGAGGAUUAUUUUAAAAGUAAUAUCCUUAGUCUCAAAGGCAUAUAUUACAGUCUUUGGAAUUUUUUUUUAAGCUAAACAAACCAUUAAAAACCUCUAUUGCUACCAAAUGGGUGACUACUUUUCCACUUUUUUCUUGGGAAAGAUUUUCCUUUAGGAUCUGUAAAAUUUCAUGGUCAUGCUAGGAUGUAAUGAUUUUCAUUAAGAGAGUAAAUUCCUUUGCUUUGUGUAGUAGAAUCCUGAGGAACUUGAACAUUGGUAGGAGAGAGUAUUCUAAUUGGAUUUUAAGUUACCUCAGUAUUUACCAGAUGACUUAUACUGAAAAAUCUUUUCAGUGUAUUUUUAGUAAAUACAGUGCUUUUGGAUUUUUGUAGGAGAUAGGUCAUCAUUUCAGUUAUCAUUAUAUACAGUAUAGUUAUAAAAGAUGAAUCUGAACUCCUGGGCAUUGUUUAGAAGCUAAAUAUUCAGCCACAAACCAAAAUUCUAAAAACAAACAAAUUGUAAGUUUCAAUAAGUUUUCUUUACUGUGCACUAAACAUUCUAGAAAUCUGAUUGUGUCUAUGUCCGUUUGUAUACUGUGUGUAAGAAUAUAUGCAUUU